UUGUGUAAUCUGAAUUUAGUCUGUUUGGUCACAGAGCUGAGAGGACAGUCAAACAGAAAUGGAGGCAUUGUUCCAGGUGCUUGGGCUGGAGUGGCUAGAUUAUAGGAGCCUUUUGAUAUUUUUAUUUCUUUUUGCCCUUUUUGCAGAUAUUUUUAAAUAUCGGCGGCCUGAAGACUACCCUCCUGGACCAUGGCCAAUUCCAUUUGUUGGUGACAUAGCCCGCAUUAAACCAACAACGAUUCACCUUGAUUUUGCACAGUUUGCAAAGAAGUAUGGGAACAUCUUCAGCGUCCGUUUGUUUGGGGGGCGAAUGGUUGUCAUAAACGGAUACAAACUUGUGAAAGAGGCUCUGGCGGUCAGAGGAGAUGACUAUGUCGACCGGCCCACUCUUCCCAUUUUUGAAGACUUGAUUGGGAAUGGAGGUCUUGUGGCGUCCAAUGGCUACUUAUGGAAGCAGCAGAGACGGUUUGCUCUUCACACUCUCAGAAACUUUGGUCUGGGCAAGAAGUCACUGGAACCUGCCAUUCAACAAGAGUGCCAGUAUCUGGCAGAGGCUUUAGCACAACAGAAAGAUGAACCCUUUAACCCUUGCAUAUUUUUAAACAAGGCUGUGUCAAAUAUCAUUUGCUCUUUGGUGUUUGGUGAACGCCUGGAGUACAACAACAAGCAGCAUCAGAAGAUUUUGAUGGAUUUCAAAGAGCUUGUGGAAGCAGAGGGCAGUGUGUGGUUCCAGAUCUACAAUCUCGCCCCAUGGCUGGUGAAGUGGAUCCCAGGACCUCACCGAAAGAUUUUCAAUCUGACUCAAAACAUAAUCAACUACGUUCAAGCCAAGGUUGACAACCACAAAGAAACCCACGAUCCAUCUGACCCACGAGACUAUAUUGAUUGCUUCCUCUCAGAAAUAGCUGAGAAAGAAGACAAAGAGGCUGGGUUUGAUCUGAAAAAUUUAUGCAUUUCUGCCAUGGAUUUGUUUAUUGCUGGUACAGAGACCACCACAACAACACUGAGCUGGGCAUUGCUGUUUAUGAUUUACUACCCCCACAUCCAAGAGAAGGUCCAGGCUGAGAUCGAUGCUGUGGUGGGGUUGUCUCGCCUGCCCUCGAUGCAGGACAGAGAUGACAUGCACUAUACCAAUGCAGUGAUCCAUGAGGUGCAGAGGAUGGGGAACAUAAUUCCCCUCAAUGUGGUGCACAUGACCACCAAAGACACCACUCUGGAGAAUUACACCAUACCCAAGGGGGUGAUGGUUGUUGGUAACCUAGACUCUGUGCUGCAUGAUACAACAAUGUGGGAAUCUCCUCACACCUUCAACCCUGGGCACUUCCUGGAAGAAGAUGGGACAUUUAGGAAGAGAGAGGCUUUCAUCCCCUUUUCUAUUGGUAAGCGUGUGUGCCUGGGUGAACAGCUGGCUCGAAUGGAGUUGUUUUUGUUCUUCUCGGGGCUCCUACAGCGCUUCACCUUCUCUGCACCUAAGGGAGAGCAGCUCACUCUGGAGGGGGACAUGAGCUUUGUGCGUGCUCCAAAGCCCUACCGCCUGUGUGCUAAACUGAGAGGUCCCACCCUGGAGCCAGUCCUGGGGUGGGUGCUCAACAGCAAGUGGCCUUUCCCCACGGGGUCCGGCCAGGCUCAGCCCAAAGGAGCAACAUGGGGCAGUUCUUCCGUGGACUCACCACCUGCGGGAGGAUCCAUGGAAGGCUGUCAAACAGAGAUGGAGGCAUUCUUCCAGGUGCUUGGACUGGAGUGGCUAGAUUAUAGGAGCCUUUUGAUAUUUUUAUUUCUUUUUGCCCUUUUUACCGAUAUUUUUAAAUAUUGGCGGCCUGAAGACUACCCUCCUGGACCAUGGCCAAUUCCAUUUAUUGGUGACAUAGCCCGCAUUAAACAAUCGACGAUUCACCUUGAUUUUGCACAGUUUGCAAAGAAGUAUGGGAACAUCUUCAGCAUCCGUUUGUUUGGGGGACGAAUGGUUGUCAUAAAUGGAUACAAACUUGUGAAAGAGGCUCUGGCGGUCAGAGGAGAUGACUAUGUCGACCGGCCCUCCAUACCUCUUUUUGAAGACCUGAUUGGGAAUGCAGGUCUUGUGUUAUCCAAUGGCUACUUAUGGAAGCAGCAGAGACGGUUUGCUCUUCACACUCUCAGAAACUUUGGUCUGGGCAAGAAGUCACUGGAACCUGCCAUUCAACAAGAGUGCCAGUAUCUGGCAGAGGCUUUAGCACAACAGAAAGAUGAACCCUUUAACCCUUGCAUAUUUUUAAACAAGGCUGUGUCAAAUAUCAUUUGCUCUUUGGUGUUUGGUGAACGCCUGGAGUACAACAACAAGCAGCAUCAGAAGAUUUUGAUUGAUUUCAAAGAGCUUGUGGAAGUAGAGGGCAGUGUGUGGGUCCAGAUCUACAAUCUCGCCCCAUGGCUGAUGAAGUGGGUCCCUGGACCUCACCAAAAAGCUUUCACUCUGACUCAAAACAUGAUCGACUACGUUCAAGCCAAGAUUGACAACCACAAAGAAACCCACGAUCCAUCCGACCCACGAGACUAUAUUGAUUGCUUCCUCUCAGAAAUAGCUGAGAAAGAAGACAAAGAGGCUGGGUUUGAUCUGAAAAAUUUAUGCAUUUCUGCCAUGGAUUUGUUUGGUGCUGGCACAGAGACCACCACAACAACACUGAGCUGGGCAUUGCUGUUUAUGAUUUACUACCCCCACAUCCAAGAGAAGGUCCAGGCUGAGAUCGAUGCUGUGGUGGGGUUGUCUCGCCUGCCCUCGAUGCAGGACAGAGAUGACAUGCACUAUACCAAUGCAGUGAUCCAUGAGGUGCAGAGGAUGGGGAACAUAAUUCCCCUCAAUGUGGUGCACAUGACCACCAAAGACACCACUCUGGAGAAUUACACCAUACCCAAGGGUGUGAUGGUUGCUGGUAACCUAGACUCUGUGCUGCAUGAUACAACAAUGUGGGAAUCUCCUCACACCUUCAACCCUGGGCACUUCCUGGAAGAAGAUGGGAAAUUUAGGAAGAGAGAGGCUUUCAUCCCCUUUUCUAUCGGUAAGCGUGUGUGCCUGGGUGAACAGCUGGCUCGAAUGGAGUUGUUCUUGUUCUUCUCGGGGCUCCUACAGCGAUUCACCUUCUCUGCACCUGAGGGAGAGCAGCUCACUCUGGAGGGGGACAUGAGCUUUUUGCGUGCUCCAAAGCCCUACCGCCUGUGUGCUAAACUGAGAUAAUCUGCGCCUAAAUCACCACCAUGCACAGGCAUUUUACCCAAUCAAAGUACUGGAUUUAAUCAGGACUUAAAGUGAACUAAACAAAUCUGACUCGGAGCUGAACAAAACCAUGAAUAAUCUUGGAGUAGGCCAAUCUGACUAAGGACAAAUUUAGGUUGGAACGAUUAGGCCUGUCACAAUGAAACAUUUGAAGUUUGAUAUAUUUCUACAGAAAA
Molecule: messenger RNA, 3420 nt
Organism: Periophthalmus magnuspinnatus
Lineage: Eukaryota; Metazoa; Chordata; Actinopteri; Gobiiformes; Gobiidae
Exons: 19
Coding region: 59-3205 (1048 amino acids)
Biological process (GO): xenobiotic metabolic process
Cellular component (GO): intracellular membrane-bounded organelle; cytoplasm
Molecular function (GO): oxidoreductase activity, acting on paired donors, with incorporation or reduction of molecular oxygen, reduced flavin or flavoprotein as one donor, and incorporation of one atom of oxygen; iron ion binding; heme binding
Source: RefSeq, a predicted model, not a curated record